Molecule: messenger RNA, 2050 nt
Organism: Xylaria bambusicola
Lineage: Eukaryota; Fungi; Ascomycota; Sordariomycetes; Xylariales; Xylariaceae
Product: P-loop containing nucleoside triphosphate hydrolase protein
Exons: 7
Coding region: 154-1617 (487 amino acids)
Molecular function (GO): GTP binding
Source: RefSeq, a predicted model, not a curated record
UGCGGGGAGGGGCGACGCUGAUACCGUGCAUUGGUAAACAUCAUUACUAGGCCAGCUCUCUGAGCAGACAGCAACGUUCAUAGACCCGGUUCAAGCUUAUUCGAGUGUACACCGAAAUAGUCCUAGUAUCCUUUUGGUAAUUGUACUGUUGAAAUGUCAAAUCUCCUCGAAGUUGAGAUGGCGAACUUUUUGGCGUUUCUGGGAGCUCAAAGACCCAAGCCAGAUUCAGUGUUUCUACUCGUCAUGGGAGUGACAGGGUCAGGAAAGAGCUCGUUCAUUGCUGACUGCACCGGGCGAAAUGAUGUAUGCGUUGGACACGACCUAGCUUCUUGCACCAACUCCGUGGCGAUAUUUCGUGCUGAGCUGCACGAUCGCGAUGUUUAUCUCAUCGACACCCCUGGAUUUGAUGAUACGAAUCGAGAAGACGUCCAGAUUCUCACGGCAGUGGCACAUUAUCUUUCAGUAUCAUACGCCAACAAUGUGUCAAUUAAUGGCGUUCUGUAUCUUCAUCGGAUCUCCGAUACGAGAAUUGGAUCUUCAACCAGACGUAGUCUAGAGAUGAUGAAAGCUCUUUGUGGGGAAGAUGCAUUCGAGAACGUUGCAAUUGUUACCACUAUGUGGUCCUCUAAUCAUUGUGAUGCUGAAUACGCCAAACAGUGCAGCAGAGAAAGAGAACUUCGAGACACUCACCUCUUUGACAUGCUGGAAAGAGGUUCACAGGUUGUCAAUCAUAACCGGUACCAAAGACCAUCACAGAGAUGUUCAUCUGCGAAGGAAAUUCUUACCAUGAUGGUAGACUCAUGGAAGGAUACGAAGGUCACGUUACAAAUCCAACAUGAGAUGGUAAAUCUCAACUUGAUCCUAAAAGAGAGUUCGGCGGGGAAAGUCCUCGAAGAAGACAUAAAGCGGCACCAGAGUUCAUUUACAAGCGAGUUAGAAACUCUAAGGGUUUCUGGAGAGAGAUUUGAUCCACAGGGGCAUAGAACAGCUGAUACUUUGCUAAGAAGCCGAGAUUCAGAGAUUCGAAAGAUGCUCGCCGAAAACAACCAGGCUCUAGAUGCCAUGAGAUUGUCUUUACUUGAGAUUCACAAGAAGCAAGAACAACGGUUCAUUGAACAAGUCUCCAUGAUGCAAAAAAAGUGGAGAGAUACACUAAAAGAAAAGGAGGAAGAGUGCCGUCUCAAAGAACUCGAGUAUCGUAAUCUCAGCCUCUGCAGACAAGAAGAAGAGAUGAACGGAAGCAAGAGGGAGGUACAAGAAAACCAGGUGAACACAAGAAGACUAGUAGCUGCAGAGAAUGCUCUCGCAUACGAAAGAGAAGCAUUCAGCGAACUAGCUAGACAAGGCCACCGACAGCUAGCUGAGCUUCAGCAUGUCAAUCGGCAGCAGCAUGAUGAAUUAAUGAAAGCCAAGCGACGCGACCGGGUUUUGUAUGAAGAGCUGGAAAGGAUGAGGUCGGAUCUGAAAAAACUCAGGAGAGAGACCCAAUCCAACUUGAAUACCACCGAGAAGGCCAAGAUUGAAUGGGUCGGACCCCUGAUUCAGGGCGUCGUGACGGGAGGAAUCGGGAUAGUUGGUACAUGCAUCACAGCUGGGAUGCUCUGCUGUGUCCAAUGACGUGAAAAGCAUUGGUAAUCGAGCUGCCCGAUAUCCAGGGGGGGUCCGUGUUGAGAGCUCUGAGAAACUUUCCAUGUCUUAAUUUGAAGCAGCAAGAAACCCUUUCAUCCCACUCAUUCAGUUCGCCUAGUAGCUGGAAAUUAAGGCAAGCAAGGCAAAGGACGUAGUCGAUAAUUAGGUCUCUUUGGGCGAAAUCCAUUUACGUAGCCUAGGUUAUUCUUAUCGAUAAAGCUGUAUCAAAGGAAUAAAACAGCAUAGGCAGUCUUGGCAAUCUUGGAUAGCAGAUUUGCGGAGCCAAUGUCAGUCGUGACCUAGGGGCUCGACAACUAGAAACUGUUGAAUGAGGGCUUUAACAAACAUAACAACCACUUCAAGCGUGACUUUAAGACUGUUCUUGGUUACUUCAAGCGAGGAAUUGAGCGAGGUCACUUUU